Molecule: messenger RNA, 819 nt
Organism: Metarhizium album ARSEF 1941
Lineage: Eukaryota; Fungi; Ascomycota; Sordariomycetes; Hypocreales; Clavicipitaceae
Exons: 1
Coding region: 1-819 (272 amino acids)
Molecular function (GO): oxidoreductase activity
Source: RefSeq, a predicted model, not a curated record
AUGGCCGUCAACAAACGUGAUGUGGCGACUACGUUGAACUACUGGGACGACCCGGGAGAUGGCUCCAAGCCGACGCCCAUCUACAUUGGCAAGGGGAGAAUCAGCAACAAACGGCCACACAAGGCGUGGGAUUUUGUGGUUUCUGACAUCAGCGGGGACGAGGACCAAUACACGCUCGACGGCCACGGAUUCCAAUACUGCCGCCACAGGAGCCGGGAGGAGGCCUUUACCGACGAGCGGCAGAUCCAGUCCGUCUACUACGACGAGUGCGAGCAGCUCGUCAAAAGCAUCACAGGGGCCCGCGCCGUUCACAUCUUCAACCACAAGGUGCGGCGCGGUCCGACUCAGUGGCACCAUCUCGGCCUGCACAACCUGGCCAGCCGCGGGCCCGUGACCAGAACGCACGUCGACCAGUCGUACGAGGGUGCCGAGCGGCGGCUGCGCUGGGAAUUCCCCACCGAGGCGGACGAGCUGAUCAAGCGGCGGUACCAGAUCAUCAACGUUUGGCGGCCGAUCCAGCCCAUCCUCAAGGACCCCAUCGCCGUGGCCGACGCCGGGUCCGUGGCCGAUUCCCAUCUCGUGGGGGCCGAGAUGACCGAGGAUGACUUUGUCGGUGAAUCGUGGGUUGUGCGCCACAGCCCGGACCACCGCUGGUUUUACAAGCACGGCAUGACGCCCCAGGACGUGUUGCUCAUCAAGUGCUUCGACUCGGACGGCGCCGUCGCCCGCCGGUCGCUGCACUCUGCCUUUGAAGACCCCGCCUACCGAGCGUGCGAGUCUCGGCAGAGCAUCGAGGUUAGAUGCCUAGUCUGCUACUAG